Pseudo-nitzschia multistriata is the source of this 2186-nucleotide messenger RNA. Lineage: Eukaryota; Bacillariophyta; Bacillariophyceae; Bacillariales; Bacillariaceae. The record is from the annotation of a GenBank genome assembly.
AGCAAAAUAGCCCGUUGAGUAGAAGGAAGUAUCARURGAUAAUAUCAUGACAUCUUGAGAUAUCACAAUCUGGCUCGUAUGGUGGAGAAUUUUGCUUCYAAGUUCGAAAGAUUGCAGUUAUGUUGUUCACAUUUUGAUCAUAACGUUGUUUUUACCUCUAUCCGAAYAYAAACCAUAGUUCYAUUCCGAUAAAAGUYUCCCAUCAUGAAGUUUCAAAGCAUCCUCGUCGGCUUUUUGCUGUCUAAAGCCAAGGUAGAUUCGAGCCUCGUGGUCUCGAAAUCUGAUCCACAUCAGUCAUCUGGUAAAAUCAGCAACGAGUAUUCUGAAAGCAGUGAAAUGGAUACRAAUAGAAUUCUACAUCGAGUUCUCGCACCAAAAGGGGACAAGAAGACCAAGGAGACCAAGAAGACCCAGAAGACCAAGAAGGACAAGAAAAACGACCCUGCCCCAAGUCCUAUAGUCGGAGCUCUACUUAGUCGCCCUCAUAAACUGGAAUACGAACAUAGAACUCUUUGUAUCCCAGGAGUGAAAAUGCAUGGCUGUUCCGAUGAAGCAAGGCAAAUCAAAAAAGGCGGUUUCUUGCAUGAAGAUAUCAGAGGAAGAAGGUAUGUCAAGCAAACAGGAGUUUAUGCUGCAAAAUCAUACUGUGAUUAUGCCGAUGAAAUCACUUCUGGUGCUCCACCGGACAUCCGCCAUCCGAUUGGCAGCAAAGUCAAAUCCAAAGAAGGUACAACACGAGAUGAAAAAUGCAAAGCKUCUGGGUCCGGCUCUGGCGCAGUGGAGAUGGAAGAUCCAGCGGAGCAUUUUAAGUUUGAGGCUGAAAUCGUCGAAAACAAUAAAAGGUUGAGGAAAUACACKGCUACAAUCUAUGAYAUGAUGGAUAAAGACGGCGACGAUAGAAUUUUACACAUGGUUGACGCAGGACUUCAACCUGAUACAGUUGUAUAUCUUGAGGRAAUGGACGGUAAACCAUACAAAGUUCAAAGUAUCAACCGUCAAGAGGUGUUGCAUGAAACAAUCUUCACCAAGUUUGAACUCCUUGAUGAAAGUGAUAAUGGAAAAAGCGCAGACGAAAUUGCGAGAGCAUUUGGUGGUUUCCAGAGUCCAAUCGUGUUAGAUGAAAUCAUUCUUCUUCCUGAGGUUUCUGAAGCAAACACGAAAUUUGACUUGAAGAUUCCGUCUGGCUGUAGUAGCAGCUCUUCCAUUUGUCUUGAGUUGAAAGAUUCAACCAACGGGACGCUCGCAUCAAAUUUUACUUUGGACUUUAACUUGAACGGAGGAUCUGGAGGUAGCAUUGCGUUGACAACUAAUUUACAAACUGCAGGGCUGCCUGAUCCAAGACUCCUGAAGGCCUCGGCCAUGGCGGAAGGCUGCUUAACGGAAGGUAUAAAUUCGGGAUGGGCCCAAUUUAACAUCAAAGGUUGUCUGAAGGGAUCGUUUAACUAUGAUUCUAGCAGCGGCGAUAAAUCUCCAACUGAGGAAACAUACGAGGUUUAUCUAUCAGUCACUGCUUCUGCAGGUAUUCACGGUCACGAUCUCACGAUUGAGAUAGAUGGGAGUCUUACAUUGCAUGCUGAGGGUGUUGACGGGAACGAAUAUUUCAUUGGAUAUGAUGGAUACGGUAAUAUGAAGGUGGGAAUCAAAAUCGUAUCUGCGAGCGUGGGGGUCGGAGUUGAUUAUGCCACACAAAACUACAAGACCUACAACCAACCAGGCGGAUGGGGAACCAAAUUCUAUGGUAAUUUUGGUUGGGAAUUAAGUAUUUGGCACUGGCACCAUUCAUCAACGUUUUCACACGUAUUUAGUUGCGAACCUUCAGGCAACCCACUUUGUUCAAGUGGCAAUCGAAGAGCAUUGUUUGCAACCAGUACAGAGGAUAGAAACGACCAUCAAUUGGUAAUGYCAGACGACGGAAAUCUUGUUGUUUAUGACAACAACGGACAUGCUCUUUGAUGGUGAUGUUGACCUGGGAAUGUUGGAAGGUUCCUUGCUGCGUGGUAAUGCGUGGUUUGCAAUAGAAGAGCACCCAACUAGCAGGAGAUAACAUUGUGCUCGUUGAACUUGGUGUACGGGAGAAUUGCCCUCAUUCUAGUAUGCUUCCCAGACUAGACACCAAGGCAAGUUUGUGGAUCAGUGUAAAUGUAAAUACAAAUGCAAUAAAUUAGCAAUAAAMAUCAAUCGGUAGU